Lemur catta (Ring-tailed lemur) is the source of this 2450-nucleotide messenger RNA. RefSeq names its product PHD finger protein 21B (gene PHF21B). The coding region runs from base 1 to 1731 and encodes 576 amino acids. Lineage: Eukaryota; Metazoa; Chordata; Mammalia; Primates; Lemuridae. The record is from RefSeq and is a predicted model, not a curated record. The transcript has 14 exons.
AUGGAGCUGCAGAGCCGGCCCGAGGCGCUCGCCGUGGAACUCGCGCGCCACCAGGCCGGGUGCGAACCUGCGCUGUUUGCAAAAGUAGUUUUGGCGAUUGUUGCUCGAGCGAGCCGCGGCGUGGCGGCCGGAGCCCGAGCGGUGUUCGGCGUGCGCGUCCGGCCGCCGCGCGUGCGGGACGCCGCCCGGGAAACUUGGGGCGCGCUGCGGCCGGCCUGGCCCGCGGGGCGCCGGGCGGGGAGCUGCGGCCCGCGGGGCUCGGGCGCACCUGACCCUCGGCCGGCCGGCCUGAGCCCGCUCCCCGUGUUUCCGCAGAACGGCGACCUCAAGAAGCAGCUCCACGAGAGGCAGCCGCGGAUCGCAGCGCUCAGCGACAAACAAGCUUUGGGAACCAUCACUGCAGUGCCUGUCACGGGUCCUCAGGUCAGCUCCUUGCAGAGGUUGGCCGGGCAAGGAGCGGCAGUGCUACCUCAGGUUAGGCCAAAGACUCUGAUUCCAGACAGCCUCCCUGUCACCCCGGGCCGAGACCGGCCGCCCAAACAGCCCCCAACCUUCCAGAAGGCCACCGUGGUCAGCAUCAAGAACCCCAGCCCUGCCCUCCCCACUGCCAACAACACCGUCAGCCCUGUGCCAGCGCCCGGCAGCCAGCCCCAAGCCCUCGCCGAGCCCGCUGCCCUCGCCUCUCCCCUGAGCGGUGCCGGCGUGGCCUGCGCCAUCGUCUCCACCUCCCCCAGCAAUGCCGCCGCCAUGGCCCCCAGCACCGCCCUGUCUGUGGUCAGCGACAGCAUCAAAGUCCAGCCCCUCCUCAUCAGUGCCGACAACAAGGUCAUCAUCAUUCAGCCUCCAGUGCAGACACAGGCCGAGAGUACGGCGGUGUCACGGCCACCCACAGAGGAGCCGUCUCAGGGAGCUCAGGCCACCAAAAAGAAGAAGGAAGAUCGGCCCCCGACCCAGGAGAACCCCGAGAAAAUCGCCUUCAUGGUAGCGCUAGGCCUGGUUACCACAGAACACCUGGAAGAAAUACAGAGCAAGCGGCAGGAGCGGAAGAGAAGAAGCACAGCCAACCCUGCCUACAGCGGCCUCCUGGAGACCGAGAGGAAGCGGCUGGCCUCCAACUAUCUCAACAACCCCCUGUUCCUCACAGCGAGAGCCAAUGAGGACCCCUGCUGGAAGAACGAGAUCACCCACGAGGACCACUGUGCCGCCUGCAAGCGCGGGGCCAACCUGCAGCCCUGCGGCACCUGCCCGGGGGCCUACCACCUCAGCUGCCUGGACCCCCCCCUCAAGACGGCACCCAAGGGCACAUGGGUGUGCCCCAAGUGCCAGCAGAAGGCCUUAAAGAAAGAUGAGGGUGUGCCCUGGACCGGGAUGCUCGCCAUUGUGCACUCCUAUGUCACCCACAAGACAGUCAAAGAGGAGGAAAAGCAGAAGCUGCUGCAACGAGGCAACGAGCUGCAGAACGAGCACCAGCAGCUGGAGGAGCAGGACCGGCAGCUGGCCUCGGCCAUGAAGAAAAGCCUGGAGCUUAAGACCAGCCUGCUGGCCCGCCAGAGGGGCACCCAGUCGUCCCUGGACCGCCUCCGGGCCCUCCUGAGACUGAUACAGGGCGAGCAGAUGCUCCAGGUCACCAUGACGACCACCAGCCCCGCUCCGCUGCUGGCUGGGCCCUGGACCAAGCCCUCGGCGGCAGCUGUGCACCCCACCCUCCAGCACCCCCAGGGCCACAACUGACCCCAAGGGACUUGUCUUCACACCAUGGAAAGUUACGGGAACCCUGCUCACAUGACCUGGGGUUUCUGUCGGCCUUAAUUCAUAAACACUAUGAAUUUCAGACAAAAAUAUGCCAGAGAGAGACAGAGGAGAGAAGGCAGAAGAAGCUGGGCUGGUAGGGCCCUAUGCCCUUUGCGCAGAGGGGACACCUGGGAGCCAGGUGGGGGCCACACCCCAUCCCCACCGUCUGGGGGCUGCCCAGGCCUCGGCGUCCGGGCCCAGCCGUCUCCACGGCCUCGCACUGUCCCGCGGAGAGGGAGGCCGCGUGUGAAGGGGACAGGCACACUGCCCUGCAGGCCGGGAGGGAGCCCUGGGAGCACAGGGCUGUAGCUGAGUAGUAGAGGUAGUUGGUUGUGCGUUGGGAAGAACUGGGUAGCAGGUCUAGGUAGUUCCCCGACGCCCCUCUCUGCUGGAAGGCCCACCCGGGGCUGGGCCAGGCCCGGCCACUCCCUCGCCUUCCGAACCGCUGGCGUCAGUAUUAUUAGGGUUAAGACUUGCAGCUGUUUAACUUGAAAGACCCGCUCUGAGGCCUUGUCCCAGGACAGGGCCCGCAGGGUCUGCCUGCCGGGGCCUCCGCCCCGUCUCUGAGCCUCUCUGGAGGUUCGAGGUUUGCCUCCGUCCUUUCGCUGGUCUCCUGGACUCAUUUUGCUGCCGAUGUAUUUUUCUCAUGGAGUUUUUGG